This is a messenger RNA of Linepithema humile (Argentine ant), 8536 nucleotides long. RefSeq names its product RhoGAP_ARAP and RA_ARAPs domain-containing protein RhoGAP15B (gene RhoGAP15B). Lineage: Eukaryota; Metazoa; Arthropoda; Insecta; Hymenoptera; Formicidae. Gene Ontology annotation, cellular component: cytoplasm. Gene Ontology annotation, molecular function: phosphatidylinositol-3,4,5-trisphosphate binding; GTPase activator activity. Gene Ontology annotation, biological process: positive regulation of GTPase activity; signal transduction. The record is from RefSeq and is a predicted model, not a curated record.
CCGGGGAUUCUCGUGUUAGACGCCGUGACGCUUUAUUGUUUUCUCAUUAGCCACUUGAUCGCUGAGCAUUGACUUAAUUUUUCUAAAAUCUAUAAUUUUUAUUUCCAUUUUUAUUUUUUCAGGCUUUGUUGUAAUCUGAUUUCUGAAGGUUAUGCAGAAACAAGCGUAUAUUUGCUGUCAAUAUAUUUACGCACAUCGACAGAUCCGAAUAGCAGCUUAUCUGUGUCGCAGCAGCAUCAAUGAUACUGACCCAGGUCAUUGUUUAAUGAGAUCAAUAAAAGUACUGAGUCACGGCGCGACAUGUCACGAGAAUUCCAGCCGGAAUGGAAAGGUGCUAUUUUACGAAGGUUCGUUUUAAUGUUAUGUAUCUAAUAUAUAGUUCGCUCUCGCUGCACGAAUCGCCAAAAUACGAGUAUAAUCGUUAAGUAUUUAUUAACGUAAAAACAUCGUUAUUGUUGUUUGAGUUACCGUUUUUCAUAAAUAUUGUGCGAAAAUGAAGCACUAUUAUAAUAACGAAAUAUUGCAUAAUGGCAGAUGGAACGUAUCGUAUCGCGUGAGAUUAGGUCGUUCAACGUGUUUCGUUUUGCGGACAAUGACGCAUCCAAACAUCUCUAUGUGUCCGUUACACUUUUAAAUAUUUAAUUUACAGAUCCAUAGCUCGAAGAACUCGUACAUUUCAAGUUAUAUUAAAAAAAAAAAAACUUAUCCGCUCUCAACACGUAUAACAAAUUAUUUUCAAAAAAAUACAUCAACUGUAGUCGUCAUUGUUUUGCAGAAAAGAAUGAUGCUCGUUGAACGCGAUCUUUUCGCGAUCGAUACAAGCAUUUAUUAGUGUACCUUUCUCUUUAGAAUUCGAGACCGUCCCCGACGAUCGAUCGCACGUCGAUCGAUCGCUUGCUUGUGCGAGGGGGAGAGAACGAACAAAAACUUAUUGCAACGGGAAUAUGUGUCAAUUUUUAAUGUAUCAUACAAAUACGUUGUAGUCCAUUUAUAAUGCGUGGCGAAUGAAACGGCACGAAACGCUUCGUGCACUAUGACACGCCGCGAUGGUCCGUCGUCUCGUCUCGAGAAUGAUUAUACUACUACGCUACAAACUACAAAGUAUACGAUGAUGCGAAAUCGAAGCUGCACGGCACUUCACUCCAGCACAUUUCAAUUCUUUACACUUCAGCACACUGCAUCUGAUUUGAUCGCCGAGCGAAUUAAGUGAAUCGUUUUCCAAAUUUUCGAACGUCGAGUCUAUCAUUGUCAUCGUUGCUACAUUUAGUAAAAAUCAUCGAAUUUUCCAAAUACUAUUUAUUAGUCUUGCCAUUGUCGAUAUUAUUUUUGUAAGAAAUAUUGCGAGCAACAUGGAUCGUUCCGUGCCAAGUAGCAUAAACUUUGGAGUAAGCCGUAAUCACGAGGAAAUGUGAUUUAGAUUUUAAUUAAUAUUAUAUUACAUAAUUAUAUAUAUAUUAAAUAUUAAAUUAUAUCUUAUCUUUUAGGUAUACGGAUGACCACUAUAGUAGUCAGGAUAAUUACGAUUGCGCGCGCGGAAGUUGGUAAAAACAUUUAUUGCAGAUUAUAUGUAUAAUGAUGUAAAUUCGUUCGAUUCGAAAGCCGGAGGGGAUUUGACAUGUGUGUGCAUAGCUCACUCGACUAUGCCAACCGAAUUGUCAGUUGUAUAUAUAUAUUCCACUUUCUUGCUUUAGUGAUGCAGCGGAUUUCAAUGCGGGAUUUUUUGUAAUUUUACACACAACGCGCUACUCUUUUUCAUUUCCUCGGCGCGUGUGUUUACUUGUUAUUUCGACGAUAUGCCGAGCGCAUCUUAGCAUAUUUAGAAUAUUUAUAUCGCGAAAUGGUUCAUCGUUGUGCGCCGCGACGCGUCGCACGGUUUACACGCCCAUGACAAAACAAGUUACUCGUUAAUUACACGUCCGCAAUUAGCGUGACUGGCUCCGUCCGCCGUUAGCUUUUACUUCGACCGUCUCUUACUUAUUUCUUUUCUCUUUUUCAAUUCAAUCACAAAAUCGCACAGCUCGAACCGAGCGUUUCAUUCGUUCUUCGAAAAUGUUACAAGGCAGCGCGACAUCUCGCGCGGCCGACAACGUUUUCUGGCGCUUCUCCUAAUUCACGAGAACGUAAGUUUACCCGGUGAGUGUGUGCGCGUACACGAAGACGCCUCAUUUUACAGUAUCGUCCGAGCGAUCAGUCUCAGGUGCGACCGAGAUUUAUUCGCAUUAUUGUAUUACGAGCUCAUAACUGAUAAGCAACGGCACCGUGCCAAAACAUUACGAACAAAAAGAAAAUAAAUGCGUGCCAAAACUGACCCUGACUAUAAAGGGACGAAUGAUGUUCUAUGGGAGAAAGAUACGCGAAGGGAGAAAGCUGCUUCGGACGCGCAACGCGCGACCAAAGAUUUCUUUGUCGUUUUCGGAAAAUCGCGCCACUCAAUUCACCAUAUUCUGGGCUGAAUUUUUUUACCUGUGUUUAAUCAAAUUGGCCUACGAAGGAGGAAAAGGGAAAGUGCCUUAGGCACAAGACAUUUUUAUCGCAAAAUGUAAGACAAAGACGUAUAAGACUUUGAUUGUACAAUUUUACGGUUGUAUUAUGGUUUAUCAAAAUUCCUUAUUUUUUUAUUUUUUCAGGAAACUUUUCCGUUUCUCUUCAUUUUCUUUUCUCGACAGGUCCAAAAAAAUUCGGCGAUAAUCGCGAGACGGUGGUGAGAAUCCGCAAACGAAGGAGUGUGAACUUGAUCGUCCGCUUCCGCGUCCGUCGCAAGCGCAAACUAGUUGUUACAAUCUUUUAACUGUUGAAUUUUUGCUGUAGCAAUUUAAAUCUAAUCGCUCCGGACGGACGUGUCUACGACGAACGUCGUCGUCAAUCGUGCUCUCUUAAGUGAAUCGGGACGCUCGUAGUUGGAAUCCGCGAAGCAAAGCCAUUUAGUUAUUUACGUCAUUGCAAGAUCUUAUCCGCAGUAUCAAGAAUAUCAAGAAUGGAGAGGGUUAAGUGUUUCAAUACGGAUGUAUUAACCUUUCGAUAGGAGGAUGUGAAUACUUAGAACUGACGGCGUUUAUUGAAGGUUGAGCUUUGAUUGAGAUGGUUUGCAAUCUUCCGAUGAUGGAUCCCUAAUUCGCAUUCGCCUUGAUAUCUACAAUUUAUUAUUAAAGAUUGAGAUUAUAAAUAGCCAGUUGCAGCGGCAGCCGCGGCAAUUGGUGCGGCGAUGGCGUUGGCCUGCCCCUCUCCUCGGAUCUUUUUCCACCACCGGGUGGCACAGCGACGGCGAUGGUUGUGUAGGCGACGAGAGCGCAGUGCCGCGUUAGUGCAGAGACACGAGUGUGCGCCGUCGUGCCGAAAACUAUACGGUCGUUGGGGCUCUUUUACAAUCUUAUCGCUCUACACGUCGUCGCUUUUAUCUUCGCAUAACGACAUAAGUGUCGCCGAACUUUGCGCGAAAACCGGCGCGAGGUGCGACUGUACGCAUUGCGGAGCAUCCCGGCAAAAAAUGUGCUCCGAAACGUCGUGUUCAACGCGGAGAAAGGUGGAUAUCCGCGCUGGCAAACUGUGAAACCUGGGGUCCGGCUCGCCUGUUGUGUGCGCGCUCUCGUGUAUCAACGUGUGCGCGCGCUCGCUCUCGCGCGCGCGUCUUUCUCCGCUCGCUGCCGCGCACGAAGUGUCUCUUUAACUCAUUAACGCACUCGGCCAGCUCGUACCGAGCUCUCGUUUCGAUUCUCCCGACGUGCCCGGCUUUUUGUUUACACGCACAUACGAUUGGUACAUACAUUAGACAAUUUUAAACUUUCGAAUUUAUAAAAAAGUAAUAACUGGCAUUGAAAUGACCGAGUUUUUCAAGGAUUCCGCGUUCGUACUGUUUUAUGGAAAUAAUACGAGUUAAUGCCACUGUGACUUCCAUGAUGAUUCAUUCGCGCGAGUCGACACGAAUAAGCAUGGACAUAAAAUUUUUCAGAUAACGCGAGUCAUCAUAAUACAUGCGAUCGAGUACACCAACGAUAAUGAGUCACGUGCGUUGAUGAGGAGAAGUUGUACGACGGGCCGACACAGUGGACGGAAUGUUGAUUAAUGAUCGAGAAACAGCCGUUGACCCGCAUAGUUCAAGCUCAGUAGGGACUCUGAGCUCGAAGAAAUAAAAUGCUGUGAUCUCAAUGGACUUGCUGCGUGGAAACGGGAGCAGUGGUCCGAGAAGAGGAACCAGAACCAUCGUAGAAAGGGACAGUCGUACCGUGACAAUGGCAACGACCAGGAUCAACGGGCCAAUGGCGAGGAACGCGUAGAAUUCCGAAGCGGAAACUCGUGAAAAGAAUAAGCUUUCGCGAUGGAGGUGAAGCCGAUACCGAAACCGCGCUCCGUCCUGACGGAGAGCAAGCCGAUACCGGCACCGCGAAGAAUCCUGCCGCCGGCUCGUUCCGGCAGUCCGACCAGCGAGUCGAGCCAGUCGGAGAAGAGCGACGACGUGAAGUCGAUCAGCAGCGGCACGAACGAGAGCACGCGCGGCAACAACGAGUUCUUCCGCAACCUCAGCACGAGUUCGCGCCAGCUGAAGGACGAGAUCUCGGAGAAGAUGACGGUGAAGGGGCGCGCCGUGUUCUCCAGCACGCGAAACGCGAGCAUCCGACUGGAGCGGUCGGUGAAGAACCUGCUGACGCGACGGCUGUCGUCGCUGAACCAGGACGACGCGGUCAGCCAGAGCGGCACGCCGAAGAAGCUCAAGGAUCCGGCCGAGGAGGACAGAUGCGUGUCGAUGCCGGCCGACGACAUCUUCAACAGCAUCUCGUUCUACAGCCCCCUCAGCGGCAAUCUGCGCAGCGUGAGGAACGAGGAGGAUCUGUCGGCCGGCAGGCACAGCCCGCCGCCGCCGGUUUAUCCGCCACCUCCUCUUCCGGAUGAGUCGAUCUAUGACGAGCUGCAGUCCGUCACGUCGGGAAGCAGCGGUCGAUACGACACACUCAGUUCCACGGUGUCCGACAAAGUCGAACGGGAUUUUCCCGGAUCGUUCCAGCUCGGCUUCGCGCGAAAUCAGGGCAGCGAUUCCGAUCAGAGUUUGAACCUGUCCGACAUCAAUGUGACGCUCGACAAGUCUGACACUUCCGCCAAGAGGCUGUCGAGAUCGGACUCUUGGACUUUCUACGACACCACGCCCGGCACGAGAGCCGAGAAUGUCGACGAGGUGGACAGGAUAUCCAGCGUAGAAGAGGAGAACUUGGAGAAGUCCUUCGAGAGGGAGGUGUCGAUAAUAGAUCGAAAUUCCUGCGCGUCCAAUGAGAGCCACGCUUCCGUCCAGAAUUCUCUCUACGAAAAUUUGGCACCGCCGAAGAUUGAUUCGCAGCAGCAGUCGAUUCCCCCGGACGUCAGAAUGCAGAGCAGCAAGUCGCUGCUCUUCGAGUUCGAUCCGUACGCACGGACAUCCGAGGACGAGAACGUGUACAGCAAUUACGAGAACAACGAUUUGAUGCUGCUGGAAGCUCUGCUGGCCACCAACGACUCGCACAGCGCCGACGCCGAGGAGGAGCAGGAGGACAACGACCUGGCGCAUCCUGAUAUCGGCCUGACACCGCCGGAGCCGCCCAGGAGAUACGAUUCCCUUCCCAAGGACGAGUGCGAAACGGAGGAGCAGCCCGACAAGGUUCAGGCCUCGAACAAAAAUCCGCCUCUCUUGCCGAAACUAGCGCAUUUGGUGACCAAGAAGCAGCCGGCGGUUCCUCCUCGCAAACCCGCGAGGAAACUUCCUCCGGGCAGUUCUUCGUCGCAGGCUGCGACGGCGACCACGCCGACGACGACGCUUGCCAAUAACAUCGACGAGAGUACCACUGGUCCUUCGUCGGGCGCGAAAAUCGCCGAAGACCAUCGCAAAGUGAGCGUGAUACAAAAACUGAGGAAGCUGCGACAGGAUUCGACGGUGCACACUAUCAAUUCCAAUGUGAUUAGUUUUGUGAAAAGCGGUAGUAAAUUAUUGUCCAGGACUCGCGAGCACAUCGGCGAGUCCGGCUCGAGGUCACCGCGAAUGGAGAGGCCAAAGGUCAAUGCUCCGCACAACGCGGUCACACAUAAGGGGAUCGUGUACAGGCCUGGAAUGGGUAUGGAGCGGGCCAAGGACCUGGUACCGAGAGUGGCGGUGCUGCUCGAUCGGAAAUUAUCGUUCUACACUGACAACAGCAUGUCAACGCUAAAGGAGGUCGUGGAACUAGAGACAGUGCACAGUAUUCAUUUGCUGCAGGAUGUCAAGACCGUGGAUGGCGAGACGGUGCAUUGCGUGGCGAUUAGCGGCGAGGGCAGACCGAACGUUUUCUACGCGAAGGGUGCUGCCGAGAGGCGCGUCUGGGCACAAAGGAUCCUCGGAGCCAUCACGCCGAUCUUCCCCACGAGGUACACCACCGAGUUCACGAGAGCGAGUUGGGCCUAUUUAAAGGAAAGCAUAACGGGUACGUGGUUCCCAGCUUGGGUUCUUCUCCAACAAAGGAUCUUAGUUUACACUAAAUCCUUGGACUCUGCAUCCGCCGUAAACUUCGAACAUGUGGAUUUACGGAAAGCGCGUUGCAUUGUGUUGCGCGAGCAAGAAGGACCGAUCGCCGAGUGCGGGCUUGUUUCGGUGGUGGCCGUCGACGCCGGGGGUGCCGGCGCCCUGCACAUCGCCACGCCAAAAAAGCACGAGGCGACCGCUUGGAGGCACGCGCUUUAUCAAGCGGCCACCAAUUGCGGCCCCGCCUUGGAGGAGCAGCAGAUUACACAGGACAAUGUGCCCGUCAUCUUGGACAAAUGCAUCAACUUUAUCUACGCGCAUGGCAUGAUGACGGAGGGCAUUUAUCGUCGCAGUGGAUCGAGCAGCGCCGUGGUGAAGCUGCUGGAGGCUUUCAGGAGAGACGCGUGGGCCACGCAGAUCACGCGGAAUUCGUACACGGAACAUGACGUUGCUACGGUUCUCAGAAGAUUCCUGCGGGAUUUGCCGAAUCCAUUGUUUCCCGCCAACAUUCACGACAGGCUCUGCCUCACCGCAGAAUUGAGCGAGGAAAACAGGGUGGCCACUUAUCAGAAGUUAUUAUCUACGUUGAAUCCCGUGACGACGGCGACGCUUCGCCGGAUCCUGGCGCACCUUCACGGUCUCAGUCAGCAGAGCGCCAGGAACCUGAUGACCGUGGAGAACCUGUCGGCGGUUUGGGGCCCGACCCUGAUGCACGCCGGCGAGAAUAGCGCCGAGGCAUGGAACCGCGCGGAAACCAAAGUCGUCGGUGAUCUCAUCAGGCUGUACCCGAAACUUUAUCAACUGUCGUCGGCCGAUCUGGCGAAGGAAGCAAAGAUGCUGGAGAUCCUGGAGAAACAUCACGUGUCGAAUAAUGGACCGCGAGGCGCCCCUUCGGGAGAUCUCAAGAUCUGGAUAUACCUUCUGUCGCGAUUCGCAGAAUGCGUGAACGUUACCAUCGGGCCUCAGAAGACCGCGUUCGACGUAUGUCUAGAACUCGCUGAGAAAACCAACUUGCCGCCUCAUGAAUUGUGUCUGGAGGAAUACACGCUCGACGGCGCGCUGGAGCGGCCGUUGCAUCACAACGAACGUGUCCUGGAGACGGUUGCGAGAUGGGGAUACUGGGACCCGGACGACAGGAAAGAUAACGUCCUUAUCCUCAGAAAAGACCGAUUAUACAAGGACAUCAUACCUCUGGUUAAACCGCCUAUGACGAUCUCCGGGGAGCUAAAGUUCGCAGACACCAGGACGAAACAUUUCAAGACGUACCUCUUCGAAUUCAGCCAGGCGAAGCUCUGCUGUUACAAGGACAAGGUGUGCUCCGUGAAGCUACACGAGUGGAAGAUAGAGGAUAUCGUUUGGUACUUGGGACACGAGCCUAAACGUCAUCCACAGAUGGGAUGGGCCAUAACGUUCAUCAUUAAGAACAAGAAACCGACGAGAUGUAAGGACAGUCCGUAUUUCGGAAACAUCUUAGCCGGCACAUCCAAGGAUGAACAAUACAGAUGGUUAGCAGCUAUGCUCUUCGGGGAGUACCAAUUGAAUCUCCGACCUUCUGCGGUGAAUCUUAUGGAUCCAUAACUGUUUAGCAUGUUUUUACAAUUCAUCUAGUGCUUCCAAAGUGAUCGACAGGUGAUACACUUCUUACUGCGUAUCGCGCCAUAUAAACUCUAAACAAAUAUAAAAGUGUGUACAGUAUUCUGGUAUUCAUCGAUUCAUAAAAAAUUAGUACAUUUCAUAAUUUUAUUUCCGUACACGGUGUCCUAGGAGUUUGAUCUCGUUUAAAAAGCGCUUGCAUAAAUUGAAUCAUAUAUUCUAUUACGAAUCAAUCAGCGCGACUAAUGAAAAACGUCAAUAAUGCUAUAAGAGUCUAUUGUAAUUAACUAAUAUAUUAAUUAUCACGUAUGAGUGGCGAAUUAUUCAAUAACUCAACAGCAUCUGUAGAAAAAUAAAAUUAGUAAGAAAUACAAUCAAACAAGUUGUAUACGAUAUUUUAUAAUAAAUGCAUUUUUAAUAUAACAAUGCAAAAUUAAUAUAUAAACAACGUGUGCUAAUAAGCUGUGCAUUUAACUUGGGUUUUGAAAU